UGAGUCCGCUGAGGGUGACGUCAUUGGGACGUACUAAGACUAGGGUUGGGCCGAGAGUCGGAGCCAUUACUGCAGGAAAAGGUCCCGCAGAGCUGAGCAGUCAAGAUGUGUGACUUCACCGAAGACCAGACCGCAGAGUUCAAGGAGGCCUUCCAGCUGUUUGACCGAACAGGUGAUGGCAAGAUCCUGUACAGCCAGUGUGGGGACGUGAUGAGGGCCCUGGGCCAGAACCCUACCAACGCCGAGGUGCUCAAGGUCCUGGGGAACCCCAAGAGUGAUGAGAUGAAUGUGAAGGUGCUGGACUUUGAGCACUUUCUGCCCAUGCUGCAGACAGUGGCCAAGAACAAGGACCAGGGCACCUAUGAGGAUUAUGUCGAAGGACUUCGGGUGUUUGACAAGGAAGGAAAUGGCACCGUCAUGGGUGCUGAAAUCCGGCAUGUUCUUGUCACACUGGGUGAGAAGAUGACAGAGGAAGAAGUAGAGAUGCUGGUGGCAGGGCAUGAGGACAGCAAUGGUUGUAUCAACUAUGAAGCGUUUGUGAGGCAUAUCCUGUCGGGGUGACGGGCCCAUGGGGCGGAGCUCGUCCGCAUGGUGCUGAAUGGCUGAGGACCCUCCCAGUCUCCCGACUCCGUGCCUUUCCCUGUGUGAAUUUUGUAUCUAGCCUGAAGUUUCCCUAGGCUCUCUUGUCUCAGCACCUUUCCCAUCUUGUCUCUCUUGGAUGAUGUUUGCCGUCAGCAUUCACCAAAUAAACUUGCUCUCUGGGCCCUC
Messenger RNA from Rhinopithecus roxellana (golden snub-nosed monkey), 768 nucleotides. It is a transcript of the gene MYL6, whose product is annotated as myosin light chain 6. NCBI's taxonomy places the organism in Eukaryota, Metazoa, Chordata, Mammalia, Primates, Cercopithecidae. The coding region runs from base 106 to 561 and encodes 151 amino acids. The transcript is spliced from 7 exons. The record is from RefSeq and is a predicted model, not a curated record. Gene Ontology annotation, molecular function: structural constituent of muscle; calcium ion binding. Gene Ontology annotation, cellular component: myosin II complex.